Messenger RNA from Aedes albopictus (Asian tiger mosquito), 2027 nucleotides. It is a transcript of the gene fest, whose product is annotated as mastermind-like protein 3. Lineage: Eukaryota; Metazoa; Arthropoda; Insecta; Diptera; Culicidae. The coding region runs from base 319 to 1518 and encodes 399 amino acids. The transcript has 6 exons. The record is from RefSeq and is a predicted model, not a curated record.
GAACCCCCACGUUUGUUACCCACUUUUGCUUGGCCGUACGCUCGCUUGUGUCGUGACCUGUCAGUCGUCGUCAGAGAAGGUUUAGUAAAUUUUCUGCACGCUUCCAAAGUUUUUCAGUGAGUGAUUUUUUUUGUUCCGCUUUUCGGCCCGCGGAUAGUGUUAAAAGUGAAUCCCAUCCACCCCUCCCAAAACCGGAAAGUGCUAACCAACCCCCCAGAUUGUGAAGGGAAAAGUGAACCCACCGUGAAAUUCAGUUUGAAGUGUGUUUGUGUCUCGCGCGAAUAUUUUUUGUAGAAAUAUAUUUCCAAUUUCGACAUCAUGGCCUCAUCAUCCAGCUCGACACCAACGGUGAACCAGGCGAAGCAGUAUCCGUCGCGCCAGCGCAGUCCGUUUACCCAGGCAAAACCAGAAUCGAAGCUGAACGUGGCCGCCCCACCGUUCGUCUACCCGCGGACGUCCAGCUCGAUGGGAGCGCUCCGUCACGGGGAAAGCAUGCCGGAGAUCGGGUACAUCGGUCCGACCCAGCUACCGGUGAACAGUCGCAUCUGGAGCAGCAUUUCCACGUACCCGUUGGAGGAAGCGCCUACUGUGCGAACUACAACUCCGAGCCAACUGUUCCAGUAUUACCAGCUGCAGCAGCAACAACAGCAACAACAACAACAACAACAGCACCAGCAAAACUACCAGCACCAACAACUGCAGCAUCAUCAACUGAAACGUCAGUACGCAUCGUCGCCGCACCUAACCUACGAACCGGUUCGCCAGUUUGGACCGGUGGUCCUGCCCAACGGAAUCAUCCAGCUGAAGAUGCGCGACGCCGUGGUCAUUGAGAUGACCAUCGAUCGCUCGAUCAAGCUGAUGAAUAAUCAGGAGCAGAUCACGAUGGCUUUGUCGAGCACGGGAACGUCGGCGGCGCUAAGCCACCCGAAUGGAAUCGUGUUCCAAAAUGGCUCCCGGGUGGACAUCGUGGCGUACGAUGGCCGCGGGAAGAAUUCCUAUAUUCGCUACGCCAAAAUGUGGCAGAAAGGCAUCAGCCUCACCAGUGAGGGAUGUGCUCUGAUUUACCUGGUCGAUGCAGCCGGCACCCGUACCACCUCCGACAUGAUGAACAUCGAUUUGAACACUGAUUACAUCAGCCCGGUGUUCUACAAUGGCACUCGCAUCGGUACCCAAUUCUAUCCGGAAGCCAAUCAGAUUGCCCAGAGUGCCAACUUUUGGCUCAAUGAUGACGGGACGGAAAUCUUCCACCUGAACGGGUACCGCAUCCAGCAGACGAUGGACGGGCUGGUGAAGGUGGCUCGCAUGAACAACCGCUGCAACUUGCGGACGAGCCCGACUAAUGGCUCCGCCACGAUUACCACGCCCUACAUCCACUGCACGGCAUCGAUGGGACAGACGUCGCAUCUUUUCGUACGCCGUGAAGAACGUCGCAUGCACUUCGAUGGUACUUCGUUCGUCGUUCGCAACGCGGGACACUCGGCCGGAUUCGACGAAGGGAACCUACUGCGGGUGUACUAACAAGGAACAAGGACUAGGAUGGGGGACCACGGGGCUGCUGUGUGUCGGCUCAACGUAUUCCUUAAGAAAAUGAACUUUCACUCCCCGGCCGCCCCGGUUCCCGUGGUUCAUUUUCAAAUUAAUGAAGAAAAGUACACGUCAGACGAUGUCUCCUGUGAGCACGCGAGUGGAACGCACAUCGGAAGCCCUUCCACGCGUCGCCGUGCCCCACUUAUAUGUUUAUCUAUCUAGGACCUCGGUAUAUUUAUCCCAUAUUGUACUACCAGUAGACUUUGCAGCGAGCAGCUGCCAUUUAUCUUGUUUCCCGUCUCUUGUCUUGGCGGCUUGGGCAACCCAAGAAAGCAUGCUGACUCUGACACUGUGGCAGGAUGUGAACUCCCUGUUAUGUACGAGGGUGCCUUUUCUGCAUGCGGGCACCAAGCGGAAGAGAUGCAAAUUGUAUUAAAUUAAACCUAAAUUUACAUAAGUCGUAAAUAGAGAAUAACACAGGAUGCUACAGACACAAAGUA